Messenger RNA from Formica exsecta, 1402 nucleotides. RefSeq names its product inhibitor of growth protein 1. NCBI's taxonomy places the organism in Eukaryota, Metazoa, Arthropoda, Insecta, Hymenoptera, Formicidae. Gene Ontology annotation, cellular component: nucleus. The coding region runs from base 184 to 1101 and encodes 305 amino acids. The transcript has 3 exons. Gene Ontology annotation, biological process: positive regulation of DNA-templated transcription. The record is from RefSeq and is a predicted model, not a curated record.
UUGUAGUUCACGGUUCUCCACGAGAGGACUUCAUAGUCUCUCUUGUUGACGGUUGACCCAUUAUUGGUGCAAAAAUCAGAAGCGUCAAAACGAUAGUUGACGACUCCGAAUAAUAUUGUUGCAUGUUAUUGUUGUGUAAGGAAAAAAAGACUAAAAAAUAAAAAACUGAACAAUAGUGCAACUAUGUUAAACCAGGCGGUGGUAGAGGCUCUUUACUCGGCAACAUAUAUCGAAAAUUACUUGGACUGCGUGGAAAAUCUGCCAAACGAUCUGCAGAGGCACGUUUCCCGUUUGCGCGAGCUGGACGCCACUUGUCAAACAUAUUUACGUGAAGUUGAUCAGCAUCAGGAAACAUUACAAAGCGAUACAGAUCCUGUGAUAAAAAGGAGAGCAUUGCUAAGAGUACAGCAAGCUCUGAUUGCGGCGCAAGAAAUAGGAGACGAAAAAUUACAAAUUAUUCAGCAAGUACAAGAUCUUAUAGAGAACAAAUCUAGGCAGUUAGACUUAGACUAUCGGAACUUAGAUUUUGGAAAGGAACAAGAGAGCUCUGAAGUUCGUGAAUCAAACAUGAGCAACAGUUCGAAUACUGCAAGCCAUGCAAACAACAUAGAACGCCACCCAAAACGUGCGAGAAGAACGAGGACUGAAACCUUGAUGGAGUCAGCCCAUUCCAUGGAUAUAAUGGAUAGAAUGACAGAGACGAGGUCUUCGACAAUGUCUAGUAUAAGCAAUGGAAAUCAAAAGAAAACAACAACAGCCACUACUGGUAAGAAAAAGAAACGAAAAUCUCGGCAAGGUACUCAACAAAAUCAGCAUCGCGAGGAUACACCGCCGCCACCAGAGGAUGAUCUCGCAAUAGAUCCUGACGAGCCAACUUACUGUCUAUGCGACCAGAUAUCAUAUGGCGAGAUGAUUCUAUGUGACAAUGAUCUAUGUCCUAUAGAAUGGUUCCACUUUUCAUGUGUUUCUCUGACCACUAAGCCUAAAGGUAAAUGGUUCUGUCCUAAGUGUCGUGGCGACCGACCCAACAUCAUGAAACCCAAAGCGCAAUUUCUCAAAGAACUAGAAAGAUACAAUAAGGAGAAGGAGGAGAAAUCAUAGCAAGAACACAAUGAAAAACUUGAGAAUUUCGGAAAACGUAAUUGGACGUAAUCCAGGGUUUUAUGACAUAUAAAUUUUAAUUUUGAACCAUACGUGUGUGUACUAAGAUUGUAUUCUUCGAAAUAUUGAGUUGUAUUGAUUUCUUCUUUUCGUGAAAUCAUGAGCAUCUCUUAAAUGUAAAAAUAUGUUUAUAAAUAUGUUUCUAUUGCAUUUAAAUUGUAAAGGAUAAAUGAAUGUACCUAAUAUUUAUGCUUGUACAUAUAAUGUCAUAUUAAAUGAUUCACAAGUUUUAUGUUUAAAU